UUACAGGGCUUAGCUCAUCUUCAUGCACACCGAGUAAUUCACCGGGACAUCAAAGGUCAGAAUGUGCUACUGACUCAUAAUGCUGAAGUAAAACUGGUGGAUUUUGGAGUGAGUGCCCAGGUGAGCAGAACUAAUGGAAGAAGAAAUAGCUUUAUUGGGACACCAUACUGGAUGGCACCUGAGGUGAUUGACUGUGAUGAGGACCCAAGACGCUCCUAUGAUUACAGAAGUGAUGUGUGGUCUGUGGGAAUCACUGCUAUUGAAAUGGCAGAAGGAGCUCCUCCUCUGUGUAACCUUCAGCCCCUGGAAGCCCUCUUUGUUAUUUUGCGGGAAUCUGCUCCUACAGUCAAAUCCAGCGGAUGGUCCCGCAAGUUCCACAAUUUUAUGGAAAAAUGCAUGAUAAAAAAUUUUCUGAUUCGUCCUACUUCAGAGCAUAUGCUCCAUCACCCAUUUGUUCGGGAUAUAAAAAAUGAACGCCAUGUUGUUGAGUCAUUAACAAAGCAUCUUACUGGAAUCAUCAAAAAAAGACAAAAAAAAGGGAUACCUCUGAUCUUUGAAAGAGAAGAAGCUAUUAAGGAACAGUACACCAUGAGAAGAUUCAGAGGACCCUCUUGCACUCACGAGCUUUUGAGAUUGCCAACCAGCAGCAGAUGCAGACCACUUAGAGUCCUGCAUGGAGAACCCUCUCAGCCGAGGUGGUUACCCGAUCGAGAAGAGCCACAGGUCCAGGCACUUCAGCAAUUGCAGGGAGCAGCCAGGGUGUUCAUGCCACUACAGGCUCUAGACAAUGCACCUAGGCCUCUACAGGGUCAGGCUCAGGCUCAGGCACCUCAACGACUACAAGGGGCAGCUCGGGUGUUCAUGCCACUACAGGCUCAAAUUAAGGCUAAGGCCUCUAGGCCUCUACAGAUGCAGAUUAAGGCACCUCCACGACUACGGAGGGCAGCCCGGGUGCUCAUGCCACUACAGGCACAGGGUAGGACGCCUAGGCCUCUACAGGCACAGGCACAGGUACCCAAAAAGCAGCAGGCUCAGGCCCAGGCCCAGGCAUCAGAACAGCCCCAAGAUCUGGACCAGGUGCCAGAGGAAUUUCAGGGGCAAGAUCAGGUACCCCAACAGCAACAAAGACAGGGCCAGGUUCCUGAACAGCCGAGACAAAACCAGGUACCAGAAGAGCAGCUGGAGCAGAACCCAGCACCCGAACAGCCAGAGGUACAGGAAGAGGCUGCUGACCCGGGGCAGGCAGAGACUGAGGCAGAGGAGCCUGAGUCAUUGCGAGUACAUGCCCAGGUGUUCCUGCCCCUACUGUCACAGAACCACCAUGUGCUGUUGCCACUACAUUUGGAUACUCAGGUGCUCAUUCCUGUAGAGCGCCAAACCGAAGGAUCACCUAGGGCACAGGCCUGGGCACUGGAGCACCCACAGGCUAUUGGCUCAGUUCAAGCACUGAUAGAGGGACUAUCAAGAGACUUGCUUCGAGCACCAAACUCACAUAACUCAAAGCCACUUGGUCCACUGCAAACCCUGAUGGAAAACCUGGCAUCGAACAUGUUUUAUUCUCAACCCGAACAGGCACGAAAGAAAAAAUCAAAAGUUUCUAGUCUAAGGCAGGCACUGGCAAAAAGACUGUCACCAAAGAGGUUCAGGGCAAAGUCAUCACGGAGACCUGAAGAGCUUGAACUCUCAGAUUUAGAAGCCGGCAGGCAAAGGCGCCAACGCAGAUGGGAAGAUAUCUUUAAUCAACAUGAAGAGGAAUUUAGACAAGUUGAAAAUGACAAAGAUGAGUCAUCAGACAAUGAUGAGGUAUUUCAUUCCAUUCAGGCCGAAGUCCAAAUAGAACCAUUGCAGCCAUACGUUCCAAAUCCCAGAGGAAAUGAGGUUCAAGACAGACCUAGUAUGCUUUACAACCAGGAUCAUGCACACAGUGUCAAGCUCUCUUCAAGUGUUCUUCAGCGGUCUCUUUUGGAACAAGUUCAGAAGCCCAUUGACAUCGGACAAAGGAGUUCACAAAAUCUUCAAAAUUGCCCAGCAGCAUCAGAAUCUUCUUCUGAGGAAGAGAGUCCUGUGACCAGGAGGAGAUCUCAGUCAUCACCACCUUACUCUACGAUUGAUCAGAAGUUGCUGAUUGACAUCCACGUUCCAAAUGGAUGUAAAGUAGGAAAAAUAUCACCCCCCGUAUACUUGACAAAUGAAUGGGUAGGCUAUAAUGCACUCUCUGAAAUCUUCCGGAAUGAUUGGUUAAUUCCCGCACCUGUCAUUCAGCCACCUGAAGAGGAUGGUGAUUAUGUUGAACUCUAUGAUGCCGGUGCUGAUACUGAUGGUGAUAACGAUGAUGAUACUCAUGAUGCUUAUGAAGAUACCUAUGGCCUUGCCAAUGGCAGUGAUGACUUGGAUAACCAGGUUUAUCAGGCUAGUGAUGUCUGUAAAGAUUGUGAUGAUGAUGACAACAAUGAUGAUUGUGUUGAUGACACAGACAAUAAUCGUGAUGAUGUGCCUAGUUGGCCAAGGGAAAGCUAUGGCCAAGAUGGACGCUGGAAGCAAGACGGUAUUGAUGGAAAUAAUGGAAAAGAAGUCUACAGAGUCUAUAUAAGCCAUAAAGCCAAUAGAAGCCAUGGAGCAAGUGCAGCCACUGGGAGCAGUGCUGCCAUCGGAGACCAGGAAGGACAUGAAGCCAGUAUAGGCAGUGGAAGAAGAAGCAGCAGGGGUAAUGGAGGUAAGGGAGUCAGUGGAACCAAUGAAGAGAGCGGAGCACUUAAACUGAAUAGAAGAGAAAAUUGCUCAGAGACAGACCGUCCAGGAUUGGAGAGACUUGCAUCCUGGGACUUUGAACAUCAACAGGAGGAGCCAGGUGGUAGAAGUGAGGCCUCAAAUGCAGCACCCGAUGAUGGAAAUGACAAUAAGGACAUAUCAGAAUUAUCAAUACAAUCAGAUUUUUCUGCCUUCCAUUCGUCUCCUUCUAAAGGUUCUGGGAGGGUUACUGAUGCUGACUUUGCCAGUGCCACCUUAUGUUCUGGAUUCGAGGAAGUGCCUGAGGAAUCACCUAAGCAACCCUCUGAAGUCAAUGUUAACCCACUUUAUGCAACCACUGAGUGUAAGAAACCACUAAUCCACAUGUAUGAGAAGGAAUUUACUUCUGAAAUCUGCUGUGGUUCUUUGUGGGGAGUCAAUUUGCUGUUGGGAACCCGAUCUAAUCUGUAUCUGAUGGACAGAAGUGGGAAAGCAAACAUUAUUAAACUUAUAAAGCGAAGACCAUUCCGCCAGAUUCAAGUCGUAGAGCCACUCAAUUUGCUGAUUACCAUCUCAGGCCAUAAGAACAGACUUCGAAUGUACCAUCUCAGCUGGCUAAAGAACAAGAUUUUGAAUAAUGAUCCAGAAAGUAAAAGAAGGCAAGAGGAAAUGCUGAAGACAGAGGAAGCCUGCAAAGCUAUUGAUAAGUUGACAGGCUGUGAACACUUCAGUGUCCUCCAACAUGAAGAAACAACAUAUAUUGCAAUUGCUUUGAAAUCAUCAAUUCACCUUUAUGCAUGGGCACCAAAGUCCUUUGAUGAAAACACUGCUAUUAAAGUAUUUCCAACACUUGGUCAUAAGCCAGUGACAGUUGACCUGUCAGUUGGUUCUGAGAAAAGACUAAAGGUUUUCUUCAGCUCAGCAGAUGGAUAUCACAUCAUUGAUGCAGAAUCUGAGGUUAUGUCUGAUGUGACCCUGCCGAAUAACAAUAUCAUCAUUUUGCCUGAUUGUUUGGGAAUUGGCAUGAUGCUCACUUUCAAUGCUGAAGCCCUCUCAGUGGAAGAAAAUGAACAACUCUUCAAGAAGAUCCUUGAAGUGUGGCGAGACAUACCAUCUUCUGUAGCUUUAGAGUGUACACAGCGAACCACAGGAUGGGGCCAGAAGGCCAUUGAAGUACGCUCGUUGCAAUCAAGGGUUCUGGAAAGUGAGCUGAAGCGCAGGUCAAUUAAGAAGCUGAGAUUUCUGUGUACCCGAGGUGACAAGCUGUUCUUUACCUCUAUCCUGCGCAAUCGCCACAGCCGGGUUUACUUCAUGACCCUUGGAAAACUUGAAGAGCUCCAAAGCAACGAUGGUGUUUAAAAGCUUCCAAUGAUUUAUUGCAACAUUUACCAAUUUCACAUGUAUGCAAUUUGCAUCUUCAGAUUUCUGAGAUUAAAUGAGCAUUCAGUUUUAUUUUUAGUGAAAAAUUAAAUCAGAAACUUAACUUUUAAUGUAGCACAGAAUAGUUUAAUGAGAAAUGCAGCUUUAUAUAUAAAAUUAACUAUAGCAAGCUCUAUGUACUGCAAUGGUGUACAAUGUCUUUUGCACAAACUUUGUAACUUUUGUUACUGUGAAUUCAAACAUUGCUCUUUGGACAUUUUGGACAGUAUCUGUAUUCAGAUUUUACAACACGGAGUAAAGAAUCUUGUUAUGAAUGAGAUUACAAGCAGCUUUCAAAAGAAUUGGCCCUGGGUAAGAUUUUUCUGAAAAAGAAAAACACUGAAAAACCAUAUGUGAUUUUUCCAAAGUCAUGUAAAGAACCAAAGGUUAGAUCAUGAAACAAAAAUCUUAUGGACUGUGUUAUAUCCCAGACUAAGGUUGAACAACCUGCAUGCCCAGAGAAAAUCACAGUGAUAAAGAGGAAAAUGCCACCCAUUUUCCUCACUGCUUCGUGACAGUUAAGCUCACAGUUAAAGACCAGUUGUGUUCUUUUCACCCCAAGUUAAGCUGGUUUUCUCCCAAUGAGAAGAAAGGAAGAAAGCCUCAAAUGUUUGGUUUUCCUCAGAUCCCCCAAAGAUGUGCAAUAGCUGUUUUUAUAAACCACCAAAUAAUACACUUGCAUACCUGAAUACAGGACUGAACUCCUAUACACAUGUACUGUAGAAUUAAUUCUUUUUUUUUAAUACUUUAGGCGUCAAAUUUUACCCCCAUAAGAAGAUUGGUUGAUUUAUCAAAAUUAUUAUCUAGCCAACAGUGUGACCAUCAAAAAACAUUAAAUAUUUGCCCAAUCCCAGAUUAAACUAUAUAAAAAUUUCCCUUCAGUUAUUAAACAAAAACAAUAAAACAAAUGAAAAACUUUGCUAAU
Lemur catta (Ring-tailed lemur) is the source of this 5071-nucleotide messenger RNA. It is a transcript of the gene NRK, whose product is annotated as Nik related kinase. Gene Ontology annotation, biological process: protein phosphorylation. Lineage: Eukaryota; Metazoa; Chordata; Mammalia; Primates; Lemuridae. The transcript is spliced from 22 exons. The annotation marks the transcript as partial. Gene Ontology annotation, molecular function: ATP binding; protein kinase activity. The record is from RefSeq and is a predicted model, not a curated record.